AUGGAAGUUUGCUGCUCGUUAAAGUCAAUUGUUGGAGGACUAUGUGGAGCGGAUACCAGAAAUAGAGAACAGGACGAAGUACUAGUAGUCCCCUUACUUUCGUGCGUGAAAGACAUCACAACACACAGAGCAUCGUACUCGUUUUCUGGACCGGAAAAUGAGGUGGACUUGAUCUUGUGUCGUGCUGCUAUUUUCACGAGGCCAGAUGAUAUCACUUCAACGUCGAUAUGUCCUCUUCAUCGUGCAAACUUGGGGUGGAAUGGACGAGGGGAGCGAGUACCAGGUGCAGAAUACCACCCGUUCUGUCUAACCAUGGAAAGACAAAAAAAAGUUGGCCAAAAGGAGAUAGAGGGCUCGGAAAGUUACAAUCGGAGCUACUGCUACGUGACACUGGUGUCUUUUUACAAGCUGGAUCAGGUAAUUUAGUAAAUAAAUUAACGAAGUUUCGAAGAAUGACUGGUUUAUAAUAGAUUCUUCUAUAUCAUUGCAAGGGGUGUGCAGAAAAUGCCGUGAGAAAUUAAAGGAAAUUACAGACUUCAGAAAGAUGGAAGAUCAGUUCAAGGAAACAACACUGGUAUGAUACCUGGAUAUUUAAUAUGGUUUUAUCAUGGGCGUAUGGGCCGGGGGGGGGGGCAUGGGGGGAAUAUGCCCCCCAAAAUUUUUACGGUAGCAACAAAAGUCAGGCGAAAAGAAUUAAUAAUCGGGCAAACUAAUACUGUGCCCCCCCCCCCCCAAAUAAGAUUAGGCCCGUACGCCCAUAGGUUUUAUAGAUUAACUGUUAUAAAACUUACGCUUUUAGGGACUGUACGUUGAGAGGGGGCUUGGGGAUCAUCAUAGUUUUUCCUGUUAGGACCGGGAGGGUUAUCUGUUAUUUUCCAUUUUGGAAACGAGUAAUGAACUGGGAGGCUUUCGACUGUGUUUAGCUAUAAAAUUACAAAAAUCAAACCAAAUAAUCUGCAAUGGCACAAAGAAAUUGGUUCAACCCAAGCGCGUAAGGUACCUAAAACAAUGUUGAAGUUGAUGCUUUCAAAUUUUAGGACAAUUCAAAGGAGAUUUCUUUCAAGACACCUCAGCAGACAACCUGCAUUCAACAGCGCCUUCAAACUCCAAUAAGUCAAGAAUCAUCAACAUUGUUUAGCCCUUCAGGAUUUUCUCAACAUUUAGAACUAGAAGAAACACGUGACGAAGAAGGACUAAAUGCUGGCAGUAAUACAAGAGAGAAGUUGAAUAUUUUUCUAGCUUCCAGAGAUGUAAGCCCAAUCCGCACGUCCAUGACAAUCCCGUGGGACACAGCCGCAUAG
Messenger RNA from Paramuricea clavata, 1301 nucleotides. The record is from the annotation of a GenBank genome assembly. NCBI's taxonomy places the organism in Eukaryota, Metazoa, Cnidaria, Anthozoa, Malacalcyonacea, Plexauridae.